Messenger RNA from Monodelphis domestica (gray short-tailed opossum), 3104 nucleotides. Lineage: Eukaryota; Metazoa; Chordata; Mammalia; Didelphimorphia; Didelphidae. The record is from RefSeq and is a predicted model, not a curated record.
CCUUCACGGAGGUGACGGCGUGACGUCAUCCGGAGCCGGGACAGCGCCUACCCUCCAUCGGGCCGGGCCGGGGAGUCCGCGGGGCCGCCGCGCUCCAUCUCCGGGGCAGCGGGCGCGGGGCCGGCCCUCCAAGUAUCCAUUCCAGCCCGGCCCGGCCCGGCCCGGCUCUCCCGCUGGCCAGGGCUGUUGGCGGACCCGGAGCGACGGCACAGCCCGCGACAGUUGGUAACGGCCGUUGGGGGACCGUUAACGAAGGGGUGGGAGGGCGCGUGGGGGGCGCGGGCCCCAGGGGCCUCAGCACCUCGGGGUCCUCGGGGGCCCCCUCCAUCUCCCCUCCUUUGAAGCGUUUCCCCACAAGCCGCUGGGUCUGCAGAACCGGGAAAACCCGACCCCCUCCGAGGCAGAACCCCAAAACAUCAGCCCCUUUAUUUUACCGCUGGGGAAACUGAGGCCCUGGGGCGAGGAAAGGACUUGCCCAAGGACACACAGGCAAUCUCCGUGUCAAAAUUCGAAUUCAAGGCUCUGGAGUGAUUAAGAUUUAAAUCUGAAAAAAAAAAGCGCUCCCCCAUCCUUCUCCCACUCUCCCGACUCUGGGUUCCCUCCCCCGCCCCGCAUUCUCCGCCCCCAGAGUCGCUUUGUCUCCCUGGGUCUAAUUCUGCGUGUGUCUCCUUUGCCAGCUUUGUGGCCACAUUGGGAGAGUACCCUCAGGCAGGUCCCUGAAUGGAAAGGCCGGGCUCCCAGAGGUGGGUAGCGACCGAGCUCAGUCAUCAUUGUCUCCUUCCUUCGAGGCAAAGGAAGAAGUGAAUGGCCCCCCUGGACCUGCACCACUAACUGCUCCUUGGCCGCGGAGUUGUUGUUUGUUUGACAUUUCCCCCGAAGAUUCCCUAGCUGAAAAUGCAGGACCAGCGCCCAGCGCCAAGAAAUCCCCGUGGACUGGAGAUUGCCGGGGUGGCCUUGCUCGGGGACCUGGUGGAAGCGGCGGAAAAUGCUGCUGUCACCGAUCCCUCCGAAGGAGAGGGCGAAAAUUCUGUAGCUGGGAGCAGGGACUGUGAUGAGGAGCUGGUGAAAAUAGACAACUCUGCUUUGCCACGGUUGGAAAGCAAAGGCAGAAAUGCUGCUGGUCCCACUGCUGCAGGGGAAGCUGGCGUAUCUGACGGCGGCUGCUCGUGUUCCGUAGAACACAACAGCUCUUGGGGUGACUUUGAAGGCUUCAGCGAGACUUCUGACAAGUCUGACACUUUCAGCACCCUGGAAAUGCUGGAGCGUUGGGCAGCGCCGGGAACACGGGAAAGCGAUGCGGAUUUAAAUGCCUGUGGCUCAAACUCUUGUGGCUGUCUGCAGGCUGAUAGUUUAACCAGGAUGAGCGAAACUGCUGCUGUUUCACCUAAUCAGGCCAGUCUCAGCUAUGAGAAUAUUUUUAAGCUUGUCUUUCAAGAAGUUCCAGUGCAACAAAUGACUGAGGAUAUUUGCACCUUACGCCAUUUUCUAGAAAAACAUAAUGAAGAAAAUACUAGCUGCAAAUCUGUAAAGAAGCAAUUAUGCUCUGAGUCCCAAAAACUCUGGAGGAUUCUCCAAGAUGAAGAUAGCACAUCUACUUCAAGAUGCCUCUGGAGUAAAUCUCAUUGCCAAGACAAUUUCUUACUUGUUCUUGGAAUAGAUGCUGCUCAAAAAGAUCUUUCAGGAGAUAAGAAUCAUGUUCUGGAAGAUUCUAACCUGAAAGAGACUGAAGAGUUAACAGAAGUAAAUGGCUUUAAUCUUAAUAAUUGCAAGGCACUAAUUCAAACCAAGCUCUCUGGAUCUUCAGCUCCUCGACACAGCAGCCUGUUUAUGUACAACUUGUUUUUGAAGAAGACUCCUUCCAGUGGAAAUAUGCAAUACAUAACAAUUCCAAGAAAGAAAAAACUUUUUACUGCCUGGAAUCUAAAAAUGAAAUUUUUUAAUAGUGAUGUUUGCUAAAGAAAAAAUACUUUUUAUCUUUGAGGAAAAUCUUACCUUUUGCUACUGAUUUGGUACUGGAAACUGGAAAUCAUAGACAUCUUUGAGGUGAUAAACCAGAAAUUCUCAGCUGUAUUUUCCUAUGGCUACCAGUUUGCAUUUGAAUUAGUCAUGAGUAAAAAAAUCAAGACUUUCCUUUGAAAAGCUUGCUUUCCAUUUUUUUAAUGUACCUCUUUUGGGCCAUCUCAGUUCACCUCUAGCAAAUUAAGAUUUCUUUUACAAACUUUGCUUUAGUUUUCUAGUCAACAGAUAGCCAGGCAAAACCUUGAAAAGGAAUGCACUGCCAAUUUAAAGCUUGGGGAUGCCACAUAUUUCUUUAACAAAGUUACUGGAUCCUGCUCUCAGUUAGCUAUUGGAGAUGCAGGCUUUGGUGGCCUGUAUAUGGGGCUCAUCCCAUGUUAACAGCAUGAACUUAAAGAUCACAAAUGUCUGAGGGAAAAAAUUAGCUCUUCAUGAUGACUCCCCAAAGUCUUGACUCAUUCUUUGACCUUUUGUUGAUGACUAGUAGAACUAAACAUUCUUAAGAAAGGUUCCAGCUGUGACUAGAUGUCCCAAAAUGUGAAUAUUUUCAGUGUCAGCCUGUUCUGCAUAGUUAUUUUCUUUAUUUUCAGGUGACGUACUAUGGCUAAGCCAGGAUAAUGUCCCUGUGGAGAUGUCUGCUUAAAUGCUAUGAUGCUUGUUUGGAAUAUGUUAAAAUAUUGUACAUAGUAGGUUUAAAAUAUGUUCUAACUAAAAGAUGAGGGAAAACCUAAGGGUAUCUUCCCAAAGUAUCUUAAUCAUAACUUAAGCUGUUUUUCUCUAAAAUAUUUUGUUUUUAAGGGUCUUUCUGGAGACACCUCAAUCUUCUGUUUGGACAUAAAACUCAGUGCUGCGUGUUGUGCACUAAACCUGGGAUAACUUGACAUUUUCCUAUGUAACUGCUGACCUUGACAAAGCAGCACUCAUGGGCAACAGUUUUAUUCCAUUUUCAACUUUGUUUUAUGGAACAUCCAAAUGAAAACUUUCUCCAUGUCUCCACUGAAGAAUCACUCCUGUUAAAAAUGGCAAGAGCCAACAAAUCCACACUGACUUUUGUAACAUUUUAUCAAAUAAAGUUCCCUGAAUACAAA